AUGGCUCCUCCAAACGCUGAAAUUAGAAGAAAAUUGGUUAUCGUUGGUGACGGUGCCUGUGGUAAAACUUGUUUAUUGAUUGUUUUCUCCAAGGGUACUUUCCCAGAAGUUUACGUCCCAACUGUCUUUGAAAGUUAUGUUGCUGACGUCGAAGUCGAUGGUAGAAGAGUCGAAUUGGCUCUUUGGGAUACCGCUGGUCAAGAAGAUUACGAUCGUCUUAGACCAUUGUCUUACCCAGACACCAACGUUGUCUUGAUCUGUUUUGCCGUUGACUUGCCAGAUUCGCUUGAUAACGUUCAAGAAAAGUGGAUUUCCGAAGUCUUGCACUUCUGUCAAGGUGUCCCAAUCAUCUUGGUUGGCUGUAAAUGUGAUUUGAGAAACGAUCCAUCUACCAUUGAAAAAUUGAGACAAAACUCUCAACAACCAGUUUCCUCUGCUGAAGGUCAAAGUGUUGCUGACAAGAUUGGUGCUCAAAAAUACUUGGAAUGUUCUGCCAGAACUGGCCAAGGUGUCAAGGAGGUUUUCGAAAGUGCCACCAGAGCCUCUUUGAUGACCAAGGAUGGUAAGAGUGGUAGCAAGAGCAGUGGUAAGAAGAAGUGUACAAUUUUAUAA
Saccharomycopsis crataegensis is the source of this 612-nucleotide messenger RNA. RefSeq names its product Rho family GTPase RHO1 (gene RHO1). The record is from RefSeq and is a predicted model, not a curated record. Gene Ontology annotation, molecular function: protein kinase binding; GTP binding; GTPase activity. Lineage: Eukaryota; Fungi; Ascomycota; Saccharomycetes; Ascoideales; Saccharomycopsidaceae. Gene Ontology annotation, biological process: small GTPase-mediated signal transduction. The coding region runs from base 1 to 612 and encodes 203 amino acids. Gene Ontology annotation, cellular component: cytosol. The transcript has a single exon.